AAUGCGCUCUCUUCUAAGAUGAAGAUCACUUUCACUUUACCCAAAACGAAAUAACGCAGUCAAAUCGAGGGUGAGAUCAGUCGGAAAAUGGAUGCCGGCAGUGGGUUUAGCACGGCGGCGUCCCCGUCGAUAACAAUCGAAGAACAGAAGCUGGAAAUAACAAAACAGAUCAGAAGUUACGAGGUUGCCAUUGCAGAGCUCAAUCAUCUUUCCUCUUCCAGAGCUAUCUUUCAGAAAAACGGAAACAUAUUUUUUCGCACGACUGUUCAAAAAGCAACAACUUCAGAACAGAAGAAACUUGAUGCGGCUACAGCAAAACUCGAAAGACUAAAUUCUUGAUUUGGACAGUCGAGGUAGAAAUAUUAGGAAUGACUUUCUUCUAAGUACUUUCAAAAUGCGUUUCAGGUAUUUAAAAAGCCAUUCCAAACCGGUCUUGAAUUUCUCACAUAUUCAAAGGAAACUCAGGAGCAAAGCCUUGAUUUAGAGGUUCAAAAUUCAGCUUGCAAAAUCUAUUUGUUAAAACUUCUUCCAUUUGAAUCAACCCUCGAUAUUUUGUCAUUUCCUCAAUGAAGGAAAGUAUAUGAAAGAUGAAUAGCUUGUUUUGAUGUAAUUGAUCAUUCAUUUUGCAGACAAUGAUGCUUCAUCAUGUAAGUUUGAGCUGAUAUGAUACAAUUUUUUCAAA
Molecule: messenger RNA, 682 nt
Organism: Benincasa hispida (wax gourd)
Lineage: Eukaryota; Viridiplantae; Streptophyta; Magnoliopsida; Cucurbitales; Cucurbitaceae
Product: Prefoldin chaperone subunit family protein
Biological process (GO): protein folding
Cellular component (GO): prefoldin complex
Source: RefSeq, a predicted model, not a curated record